AUGUUUGGAAGCCACCUUUCUCCAAAGAAACACGCUGCAAUUGCGAAAGUUGUUGGUCGGAAAUGCUCAGUUCGGUGUCUUGUAAAUGAUGUUGACAUGGAAGCGUUAUGGGACACUGGAGCUCAGGUCUCUAUUUUCCCGGAACAGGUACUGUCUGACAAUUUCUCUUAUGCGUAUUCUGGUCUGAAUGCGUAUUCUGGUCUGAAUGCGUAUUCUGGUCUGAAUGUAACAGCGGAAAUGAGACACCGAUUUAAAGGCUGUGUGGAAGCUAGAUUUAGAUUAAACCGAGAAGAUUAA
Messenger RNA from Paramuricea clavata, 297 nucleotides. NCBI's taxonomy places the organism in Eukaryota, Metazoa, Cnidaria, Anthozoa, Malacalcyonacea, Plexauridae. The record is from the annotation of a GenBank genome assembly.